CGAAAAGACAAUAUCUCGACAGAAAACCUAGGUAUUAAUUUAAGCAUUAAUAUCUCGACAGAAAACCUAGAAUGAUUUAAGUGGAAACAAAGUUGAUGUAAGCAGCAUGGCAACUACUGCGUUGAAUCCGUAUACCAUGCAGAAGUCUCAACUGGGACUGAUAGAAGCUGGACUCAAAUCCCUAAAAAAUGACAAGAGUCUGCAGCAUGAAUCCGAGUUCAGUGUCAUGUAUGGAGCGGUGGAGAAACACCACAGGGAACUUAGACUCGCCCAUCUCACUGGCAAGGCCAAGGAUGUCAUGGAACAAGCUGCAAGAGACACUAAAUUCUAUAACAUCCUGAUCAAGAUGUUGUGUGAAAUUAGAUGCCUCCAAGGCGGUAAGCAGAAGGAGACUUUGAAGAAAGUUCAUUCCUGGUAUCUUGGCAACCGACACACUCUUGCUUCAGGCCCUAAAUUUGGGAAGGAGAACAUGAAAGCAGAGAAAGAUGAGGGUCCUAGUGAGGGCUUCAUGGUGUCGAGAACGCCUGUGAGUAGACAGAGGUACUGCCACUCACGGUCCGCCACAUCCCUUUCCAGUAAGCGGUCACAUAAAAUCAAGGGAGAAAACAAGGAGAACAAACGGAGCGUGUCUGACUUCCAGCAGUACAUGACGGACACUCCUGAUGAAGCCUCGCUGAAGGACGGCCUGAGUGAGAGUGUGGCACCCCCUAGCGAGCCGGCAUCCAGUCGCAUGUCGACCGCCCUCGGGACAGACUUUAUGACCCACAGGUUUAUGAUGGACUUGCCGUCCAGCAAACUAUCCUGGCAUCUCGAGUCUCCCGGGCCCAAAUCAUUAACAGACUGGGAAGGCACUGAGUUUGAGCGUAUUGGUGAAAGUUCUCUGAGCCAUCCCACAUUUGACGGCCAUUUCCUGCCGAGCCACCCAUCUGUGCCCUACUCCAGCCCACAAUCAGAGGCAGAGAGUCCACGAAGCAACUUGUCGGGGGCAAGCUCAGGGGUAGAUGUCGGCUCUACAGACAUGAUGGACUUCCACAGCGACAUGCGGCGACGCCUCUCUCACAACCCAACCUCUAGUGCGGGCAUUGGCCUUGAGAUGUCCGAAGAUCAGUCAAGUGCAGUGCUAGGCCUGCAGAAGCGAAUGGUCCAUUCCAUCGCAAGUCUAGUGAACCCGCACGCCAAGCUGGCCGAGACUGAGGCAAUCAAACAGGAGCAGCAGCUCAUGCGGCAACAGAUGAGUGCCACCCCAUUCCGUAUGCAACCAUCUAGGUCACAAUCUUCAGCCGGUGGUACUCCCAUAGACCUACAGGCCCACAUUCCCGUACUACGGGCAGUCAGCGUGUCCAGCAAUAGGCCAGCCAGUAUCUCCGCAUUUAACAGCUUUAGAGAUGACCACCUCUACGGUCAAGACAUCCUCAGCAAGCUGAAAUUUGUUGGUCGGAGCGGUACAGCACUAGAUGUGCGGUACGCAGCUCAUGCGCAGGCAGAGAUGCCAGAGCGGCACACAAGGGAUGUGAUCCGUCUGUACAGCUCGCUAUCCCAGCAGCCUCCUGCGGCUCCCCCGUAUGAGACCCAGAUCCACACUCAAUCACUGGAGGAGUUCUAUGAGGCCGCGGAGCAUUAUUACCCCACCCGCCUUCCCAAGCAUGGCAGCGCACGCACACGCUCGGCCCCUGCUCCACGCAUGAAGAGCGGCAAGAUGCCCUCGAGUGGUCGAGCUGAGGUUAAGACUGCUGGGAUGGGAGGCAAGGGCCGACGAAACACAGAAAUAGAAGAGACAAAAUCAUCAGCUAAACGUCAACCAAAACAGUCUGCACAAAAGUCUGCAAAUGUCAGGAGUUCGGGUGUGGCUUGUAAUGAGGAGGAUGAGGUUCUGUACAGUGCGGAGAGGCCGACAUCUGCUGUGAGGCUAGAGACAGUUGUCGGUCUCAUUGACCACGUCAAGGACGAGAUGAACUACUUCAAGGAGAAGCUUGCUCCCGCUCCUAUGGCUGGCUUCCGUCAACCUGCCAGCACGGGAGUGUCCAACAAGCCUCUGUCCCGGCCAGGCUCAACAGCUAGCCGAGCUAGCAGACCCCGAUCCUCCAACCCCCCACCCCGUCGAUCUCCUAGUCCUCAGGCCAGACCGGGAACACCCAUGGAGAGUGAGGAGAUACUGAUGGGUGAGGCGGAGGUCCCUGGAGACACAUACCGCUCUGUCAUCCUUUCUACACGCCCUCACUCCGCCACACUCAACAAAGCAGUAGACUGGCGUGGCAAGGUCACCUCAGAGGCUCCAAGGAUCAAGACCAAGUUGAGGUUUGGAGGUCAUAGCUACGUGAAGAAGUCAAAGCCAUCGCUACGCAGUGUGGGAUCCCAGAGUGCCGGAAAGCGGCCCAAAACUGCCCCAGUCCCAAUCAAGGAGAAAUGGAAUACUAAAGAAAAGGAAACUGAAAUAGCACUGCCUGAAGUUAGGAUAAAGAAUUUCCCUGAUAUUGUGCCAACCUAUCCGUCCUACCCGAUCAAAAAACAGAUAGACAAACCCCGGGUUUUGAUCACAAUCACGGAGUGUGACAAGAAUGAGCGCGUGCCACAGGCGGUGAGCAACACAAUGACGCAGGUCGAUGACCGUGACAUGGACCGUAUAAUGACCAUUCAACACCUUCUCGGCUCCAGCGACUCCAGGUAUGGGUCAAUGGGCUCACUGUUUCUAGACGAGGACUUUCUCCGCUCAUUUAAUGCCCGCUACACGACGCGCUCCUCCAUGAGUCAUCUGACCACAGACUCACAGAACAGGGAGUUUGUCAGCUUUGUGGGCCCAACUCCUCGUCUUAACCCAACUGAUAUCAGACCAGGAACAAAGACAUCUUCUAAAAAGUUAGAAGUCAAACAAAUUCCAGAGGAGAGUGUUGAGGACGGAGGCGGUAGUACAGACACUGAAGUACCUCCCCUGGAUCUGUACACAAAGGAGGAAGACCAAGAAGAAAGGACUUGCCUUGAGGAGACUGGAACUGUUCAGCUUGAAGUCAGUGUCACUGACCAGGAAGACCUACAGGUUGUACGUAAGGACACAACAGAAGUCAGCAAGGGUGAAGGUGUCGAGGAAGAGGUGUCGGUGCGGGAGCUUGUACAGGUGUCCACAGAGGAUGUGGGAGAUGACGUCCACAUUGAGGUGACGGCACUUCCUGCUGCAGGGUUCCCUACCUCCCCACCAGCUCAUGGUAAUGCCACACUGAAAAGCCUCUCUACAUCAGACACAUGGCAUUAUUCCUCUGAAUCUAAAGCAAAAGGUGACCUGAACACUUACCCCAGUGGCACACAAGAUGUUGACUUCCAUAAACAACUAGCUAAACCUAAGAAACCAGUGACUGGCAGGCCACGGCCAUUUUCAGCAUUUGAUUCUCGCACAUCAGGACACUGGGCAAAGUCAAUAGUGAAACCAGACAAUUACUGUUUUGAGUGCAUACCAGAGGAGAAUAUGACAUCUAAAGUUGGCCGGUCUGCAGGCCGCACACCUGGAGGCCCCCAGACACCGGCUGGCCAGGUGUUGAGGAUGGCCCGCAGACAAAAUGAGUACUUUAAGAAGGCCCCACCCCUGCGCACACCUCCCUCCAUUCCGAGUGGUCACCAGAUGCUGAUAAAGCAGUCCCCCCGGCAGGGUCAACAGUACAGCUCAGAGCUGGAGCACCAUGCCCGCAAGGUCAAUAGCCCCCGACAUUUCAUGGAACAAGAUGGUCCGAGGAGGUCAAACUCGGAAGUUAGUGGCAAACUGUUGCGAGGAAGCCCGUUUGUGGAGCUGCGCAAGGACUUGUGCAGAUCUGCACCAGCCAGUUUUCAACAUGACGCAGAUGACAUCAUGGGCUCCCUGUCUGUGAUCAGCCUGAGGGCUCCAAGGGCGCAGACAGCACCAAACUCUCAUAUACACACCAAGCCCGGACUGGUGGACCAGUUGGCGCCCCACAUAGAAGAGGGUGUGGAGGGAGAGGGAGAGAACCCUGUCCCGGUGGCCAAGCUUGCCCGCGUCACACCCCGUACCCGCCAAUCUCUCACACACACUGGCAGGCCCAUACCCCAGGUCAAACGCAUCCCAGACCCUGACGCAGAAAAUCAGGCUGCUUUGAAGCAGCGUGAGGCAGCAGCUGCAGUGGACAUACAGCGGAUAUUCCGAGGCUAUGUGUGCAGGAACGCAUACCGCAAGCUGGUCUGGGAAAACCGUGAGCAUGACGAGGACAAACAGACGGCCAUCAUGGAAAAUAAGAAGCAGUACCGUCAACACCAAGGGCGGAUGACAUCCAUCUACAACCGGCCUCCACUGGACCCUGCCCUGCUGCAGUGGGCCCAUGACUUCAAGGCUGUACAGGGCCAGCAUGCUGAACGCAGACAGGCUAAGAUGAAUAACCUUGCUGAACAAAUGCUAGCCAAUGAACAGGAGGCAAAGUCAACACUGGAGGUGAUUGGACCACAUGUGGAAAUAUAUGAUAUAUACCAUCCUAAAGAUUUUGGACCAUCAAAACGGGACAUGCACAAAGCAUCUGUGACUAUACAGAAGUAUGUAAGAGGUUUCAUGGUGCGAAAAAGAUUUGAGAAAUUACGUAGAAAGGCAGUGUUUUGUGGUACAACAUGGGAGCUUGCGGUGAAGGACUACAAGCAAAUGUUACUAAGGGUGCAACGCUGGCAUGGGAUAGAGAAACCAGCAACGCCCUUCACGCUCCAUCACAUGGAAGAGUACAUGGACAACCGCAGACGUUUUGAGAGUCAGUUUGACAAGAAGGCGUUUGGCGGAGACCUGGAGAUGAUGGAGCUGGAUGCUUUCUUCCGGGAGUGUGACCUCUACCCGUCUGCCGCCGAGAUAGAGGAGGGCCUUGAUGUCAUCACAAAUGGCCAGGCGUUAAGGAAGGCGACAGGGCUGAAGAAGGCGGAUGCCCUGAACCUCAUGUUCUACAUUUAUGUCCCGCCGGGUGCCGGCCUCGAAAACACCCGCCAGUCAACAUGGAUGAACCCCAUCAUUAAUGGACAGGAGGCUCGCAAGAUGAUUGUACAUGGGUUGAAAAGGGAGAACAGAAAAGGGAGCGAGUUUGUCGAGACAGCCCCUCUGAAGCCUUGUGCUGCCAUGGUGAUGAAGUCUCGCCGAGAGCGUCGGGAAAAAGAGGAGGAGGAACGUGAGAGGCAGCGCCUCGCUAGCAAGGCUGGGGGCAGUGACUCUGACAGUGACGACAGCAUCACGCUCAAGCGAUCCUCGGUUGAAAAGACUAGAAAAAUGCUAGCUAGCAAGAAAUAGGGAUUGUUUAUAAUAUUUAAGUAGUGAGAUAGAUAUUUAUUUAUAAUUAUAAGCAUUUGAAUGCUAAGGAAGUCAUACUCAAACUCAGACAGUGACCGAACCUCAGGAAUGUUGCAGGAUUUGCAAAAAUAAGGUACUGUUUCAAAAACCACCAUUAAGAUACUUCAUCAGUGUUGAAGAUACCAUAUGAAAUUUAACAUGGACAUGCAUGCUUAUAGAAUAUCACUUUGUAGAUUAGCAUCGACUGUCUAGCACUCAUGGUUAUCGAAAUUAAUUGUUGUAAUUCAAAUCAUGAAUUUGAAUAUAUUCAAACUGUGUGUUUCAUGUUGUUCCUGGAGUGUUUCUGUAGAAUCAUUUCUCACAGAUUAAAGGGUGCUAUAUAAUAUUCGCUGUAGUAAAAAUCACUGCAAUUAUGUUAAACAUAUAAAGAGUAGUUGUUCACUAUGAUAAUUUAUUUUAUUUAUCUUUAAAUCCAUAAAACAUGUUCUUAUAAUAAUUGGUAAAUUUUGAAUUAGAUUUUUAUAUGGACCAUAAAAUCCAUUUUAUACUGAACACUGCCUAAGUACCCUAUUCUUAAUCACAGCAUUUUAAGGACUUUACGUAUCAGUAUUUUUGAUAAUCUUUCACGACUACCAUAGUCUAAGGGAUAAUUCCCGUUGUAUUAAAUAUUCUGAAUGAAGUUGUUUAUGAAGUUAUAGUCCUUUGAUAAAAACACUACAUUUGUGUUCUAAGUAAAUGUAUUGGUAUUAAUUGUCGCUAGCCAAAAUGGUUCCCAUUUGCUAUUAAACAGGCACAGCAACUUUAAUGCCAUGUUAUUUUAUUUUUGUACUCAAUUUGUAUUUUUGGUUGGGAUACACUGCUACCCAUAAAGUUGCUUGUUUGUCUCACAGCACUGCCUUACAUGGCGGAACUGUAUAUCAGAGUAUGGGACAAUAAAAUUAACCGUACAGAUUGACAGAUGUUUAAUCAGUAUUUGUUUCCUUUUUUUAUUCUUAUAUUUGAAUCAGGAUAACCAUUGUUAUCUGGUGAUAUAAACUUGUGAUAUUUUCUGUUGUAAAUUGUUUACAGUUUAUUAAGUAUUUGUUUAUAUGACAGGCAUUUUAUUUACAUUGUUAAGUUGUUAAUCACUUUCAAGCAUCAUGAAUAUUUGUUGAAAAAUUGAAUUCAGUAAACUAAAGAGACAGUACAUAUUCUGUAAAAUGUUUACCUUAGUUUGAAGCUUUAGUUGUAUUCCUUCACUGAUAUGUUAUCAGUUUGCUUUAGUUUGCUUAAUAAUGAUCAUGCGAAACAGUCAAAACAAUAAACUGGUAAAUAUUG
Messenger RNA from Mya arenaria, 6571 nucleotides. RefSeq lists its product as uncharacterized. The transcript is spliced from 35 exons. The record is from RefSeq and is a predicted model, not a curated record. Lineage: Eukaryota; Metazoa; Mollusca; Bivalvia; Myida; Myidae. Gene Ontology annotation, molecular function: protein binding. Bases 107 to 5254 code for a protein of 1715 amino acids.